Suillus paluster is the source of this 585-nucleotide messenger RNA. RefSeq lists its product as uncharacterized. NCBI's taxonomy places the organism in Eukaryota, Fungi, Basidiomycota, Agaricomycetes, Boletales, Suillaceae. The record is from RefSeq and is a predicted model, not a curated record. The coding region runs from base 1 to 585 and encodes 194 amino acids. The transcript is spliced from 6 exons.
AUGAAUUCACAUCCAACAGUCAGAUUUAACAAUCCUCCAGCGACCGAGUAUUAUUCAAUGGAUGUAGAUGAUUCAACACAGUCCCGGACAUCAACAGAUGAUUUAUACCUUGGGCCAGAUGAUGACAUAGAAGAUGAUUCUGUGUCAUCCAGUGGUCCAGGCGUGUUGGCUGCAAUCCCCAAUCAAUUACCUCCAGUUCAAUACAAUCAACCAGUUCAGUACAUCAACCCGGACUUGUACCUUGAGCCUGAUGAGGAUCUGAUUGAUUGUGAUGAUGAGCCAGGGUCUAUCUAUGCACAUUUUUCAAUGUCAUCAAAUGAAAGACCCACUGAACACGAUCCAGCACAUCCGGAGCUCACAAAUGAAGAUUUGUAUGUGAUGGUUCAUGAGUUCCAGCCAAUAAGGUCAUUUGAACACUCCGGAUUGCAAUCACUUCAAGAUAGACUCAGCAGCUACAAACAAGAUAAUGGAGGUCUUCCGGUGCCUUCCAUACACUACUCAUCGAGGCUGAGCGACCAUUUCAAAUCACUUGGGUGGAUACAUCUGACAAGCUCCGGAGGGCUGAUGCUGAGCUACAGAGGCUGA